Anneissia japonica is the source of this 4984-nucleotide messenger RNA. Its product is annotated as S-adenosylmethionine decarboxylase proenzyme-like. The record is from RefSeq and is a predicted model, not a curated record. Gene Ontology annotation, biological process: spermidine biosynthetic process; spermine biosynthetic process. Bases 204 to 1394 code for a protein of 396 amino acids. The transcript has 12 exons. NCBI's taxonomy places the organism in Eukaryota, Metazoa, Echinodermata, Crinoidea, Comatulida, Comatulidae. Gene Ontology annotation, cellular component: cytosol. Gene Ontology annotation, molecular function: adenosylmethionine decarboxylase activity.
CCGCCUCUCAGAUCAGCUCUCAGCUCCCUCUCUCUCUGGCUCUGUCUCGCUCGUAUGAGGGCGCCGCCUGAAGAACUAAAAUUCCAAUGCGCCCGGACCCGGCAUAUGGCAUGGCUUUUGGUUAAUCAAAGUGAAAGCCUGAAGAACUGUAUUUGAAGUGGUAAACGCUGCUUGGCUGAUUUGAAAAGGAGGGCGAUGCAAGGAUGGCAGCCUCUAAUAAUGGAAUGCCUUGUACCAACCAGGUGACACACUACGAGGGCGCUGAGAAGCUCUUUGAAAUUUGGUUUGAAGAGCAUAAUAGUAAUGAUGGUAGUAACGAUCUGAGGAAAAUACCAAGAUGUGAGUGGGAACAGAUGUUAAAACGUGUAAACUGUGAAAUAAUUAGUGAAAUGUUUGACAGCACACAAUGCUCUUAUAUUCUCAGUGAAAGUAGCAUGUUUGUUGCUAAGCGACGAUUUAUUCUGAAGACAUGUGGAACCACCACACCCCUGGACUGCAUUCCCACGCUACUAAAAGUAGCGGAAAAAUACUGUGGUUUCACCAAAGUUGAGGACGUGUUCUACUCCCGGAAGAACUUCAUUCGACCUGACCUGCAGGACCGAACCUACCAGAGAUUUGAAGAGGAAGUGAAAAUACUGGAAAACUAUUUUCCAGGAGGUGCAGCGUAUGUCCUUGGAAGAUUGAAUGGCGACUGCUGGUAUGAACGCAUUAACUCUUUUUUAACGCUUCAUAAGUGCAAUGGUAUACAAAUAAUGAAUGAGUACGUUCAAAAGUCUUCCAUUCUUUGCAUCUUCCAGUCUUUGCAUAGACCCUUAAUUAGACUUGCCACAAGGAAAAAAGUCAUGACCACUCCCUUUCCCACCUUGACCCUGGCUUUAGUAAUGAUAAUGACAAUGAUACUCUUUAACCUUCAAAUAUACAUACUCAUGACAGAUCUGGAUGAGGACGUAAUGGCUCUCUUCCAAAAGUCUUCUAAUCUAACAGCUACAGAGGUCACCAAGGCAUCUGGUAUUUCAGAACUUUUGCCCGACUGCAGUAUUGAUGCUACCAUGUUCGAUCCAUGUGGCUAUUCAAUGAAUGGUCUAAUGACAAAUGGCGAAUACAUGACAAUUCACAUCACACCUGAGAAGGAAUGGUCGUACGUUAGUUUUGAGACCAAUGCAGAAAUGCCCUGUUAUGAUGACCUUGUGAAACGCAUUUUGGAAACUUUCAAACCAGGGAAGUUUGUGAUGACGGUCUUUGCUAACAAGGUAGCAAAAUGUGUCUCGUCAUAUCACGCACUCCGGGAAUCAUUCCAUGAUGGAUUUAAACGUCAGGAUCGUCAGUUCUCGCAGUUCAAAUCCUACGACUUGACUUUUGGGCACUAUACUAAGGAAGAGGUCAUUCCUCACUAGCAUACUCUGUGAGAAUUUCUCAUAAAUUUUACAGUAUUGCACCUCAGCAGUUUAUAUACAGUAUACAAACUUGUAAAUAUUGUGAGGAUAUUUGAUUGUGCCUAUUAAGUAUAAGGUUAAAUAAUCUUUAGAAAAACAAUUUCUUUUGAUUUUGCUGUAUAAAGGUUUACUACUAUUAAUUAAUUGAAUUUUCACCACAAUGCAUGCUGGGUAAUUUUCUAAAGCUGAAUUUUGUUGUCACGUUUGAACCGACAACAUGAACCAAGUGCUUUUGUAGUGAAAAGCUAAUAUCAACUGGACGAUUUAAAUUCUAUAUAUUUUGAAAACUUUCCAAAAACCUCCGAGCCCAUUUCGACACCUGAGGCUUACCUAAUUCCAAACCACUUUUUUUUUUAGUACCAACUAAAAACCUUGUUAAACUUAUUCCUCUAAUUGGAGACCGAACCACCUGGUGUCUGUCUGAUUAUGAGAUUUAGGGAAUAGAAUUGUGUUUUGUCUUGAAAAAAGAAAAUCCUAGUAGUAACACAUGAUUGGGACCCAAUACGCUGAGAUUGGAUAGCAAUUGUCUUAACCACAAAGCUACAGCUUCACCCUCUCUAAUUAUAGAAUUUAGAGCAAAGGGAAAAUUAUAUACGAGUGUUUAUUUUCCAGGUAACUGCUAAGGCCAAAUAAAACAAAUUAUUGUGUUGGCCACGCCUGAUCAGCAUUUUGGUUGUUUUCUCGACUACAAUAAAAAAUAUUAGGCCUGGAAUAGGCCUAUCUUGGUGGAUGGUAGGCAAUGCGACAGUGUUAUGAGACCGUUUUGCUCUUCAAUAUAGAUUUUAAAAUGGUCUUUGUUGUAUUUUUUUAUAUUUUCUAUUUUUUAGGCAUAAGCACAAUACAUGGUUAAAAAAAACCAAAAAAAAAAAAACGUUUCCUACCGACCUACUCAUUUUUUUUAUUUUCCCAAAACUUUGCCAACACAAGAAUUUUUUUUGUUAGCCUAAUUCCUACCACUUGAACUUGCACUGCCACGAGUCAAACCUUAUAAUAAUUAUUAUUAUCAUUAUUAGUAUUAUUACUCACUCGUUUAUUUACCUUUAUUAUUAUUAAUAAUAUUAUUAUUAUUAUUGUUAUUAUUAUUAUUAUUUAUUUGGACAUGCACUUUUAAAACAGUGGCACACAACCACAACAGCAGUUCAUCCUAAAAAAAAAGACAAAGUUAAAUUUUAGAAAUUGCAAUCAAAUAAAAAUUCAAUGAUGGUGAACAAUACGAUAAUCGUAUACUGUACAAUACAAAAAGGAAAAGAAAAGUAAAAUAAAAUUACAUCAUCAUUGGGAUCAUGAUUAGAAGUAGAAUGAAAGCCAACAAAACAAAUUAAAGCAGCUUAACUAAAAAGGAACAUCCUCAGUAUACACAAAAUUGAGCACCCACUCAGAAUGACCAAACCAGGGACGCCCAUCAACCGACCAAGAAUGCAGCUGAUAAACAUCUUUGAUAGAGGUGUAAUGACCCGCACAAGCAUUCCAUCCCCCUGCACAGUUUACACAACAGAGAUAUCCGUCAUCUAAAGCAAUACACGUGUAAAAAAGUUAAAAAUUAAAAUUAUACUUGCUAUAUCUGUAAAACAGAACAUAUGGCUUUUCCUCAUUAUUAUAAUGAAAAGUGAUUUUGAAAUUACAAAAAAAAAAAAAUUAAGUCAAGAGUAAAAUAACACAUAAAAAAGAAAAAUGAAAUCAUACAGAAAAUUGUGAAGUUAAAUAACAUGAAAACCAACUCGAAAUCAGGAAAUGCUAACUAUGACUGCUAUUAAUAUUCAAAAUAUGUAGAAUAAUGUCAUAUUUUUGUAUGCACAUUUUUGAUAUGGUCUUUGCUUGGACAAUGUUUGAAGAAGAAAAACCCUGUGCAAAAUGAUAGGAAAAACUAUAUGCAAGAAGGAAAAAAGAAAUCGGAACAAAAACAAUGGCUUUUCCUACUACUGCUUGGGAAAUCCAAAAAUAACAGAAAAUCAACAACAAUGAAACCCAACUCAAAAAAUACUCAAAUCCAAGAUCUUCCCCAUUAUAGUAACAGUAAUAAACCAUUGUAACCACUAGGGUACAACUCCUUCCUUUCAACAGAAUUUAAUGGUGCACUAAAGACAAUUACGUAUAUUAAAAACAACAAUUUAUAUUAUCAUUUUAUAUUUAUACGAAAAGAAAAUAAAUGUUACAUUGAAUUGAAUUGAAAGCUCUUAAACACUGCCAUACCCAUUCAUGUAUGUGUGUUCGGUAUAACAAGCACCAAUUCCUCUCUGUGCCAAGAUAUAGGGUUAAAAGCAACCUUAAUGGAAUGAUCUUCCACAUAAUACCAGGAUGCCCCAAUAUUCAAAUUUUCAUGAGGAAACGAAAAUUUGCUUUUCACGCCUUUGGGCAAUUUGAAUGAAUUAACAGCAUUAUAUAAACUCCACCAAACUGAUGUUAAGAUAUGACAUCAUCAUGCCUAUAUAUGGGUGUGAUGUCACAUAAUGCCCUUAAAUGAGCAAUUCAGUCGGUAAUCAUGCAAUAUUUCACAACUUUACUUGAUUAAGUUUUAUAUUUCUGUGAUAUUCAGCUACAAGUACCGGUACACUCGCUAGUUAUGCGAUAGAAUGAUUACUCUAUAAAUUAAGGUUAGACUUCAGAAGUAGAUUAGUACAAACAAAAUUAUUUCCCUUACUGUAUUUCAACCUAGGAGCCUUGGAUUGGGACACUCGUAUCGUACUUGACAACAUAUGUCUUUAUUUUUAUUUAAUUUAUUUUUAUGUUCCUCAUUGUAUUUCAACCCAGGAGCCUUUGAUUGGGACACUCGUAUCAUACUUACCAACCUACAAUUUGCAUUGACUUUAUCUUCUUCUGUAUUGUUCACAUAUUUAUUUGGGAGUUUAUUUGAAAUAGGCAUAUAUCUGUCUUCAAUAUUAUUUAAUGCAAUUGAUUGAUAAUUUAUUAAUAUUUAGAAAUGGUGUAGUUUUUAAAAUGGUAGCAUAUAUACAUUGUUCUUUGAUACUACUGUAUUUUUUUAAUGAUUUAUCAUUUUAAAAAAAAUCCACUGCCGUUAGAAAAUAUCUAGCAUAUACACUUGUUAGUAAUUUUAAUAAGUUGGUCUAUCUAUCGAUUAAUGCACACAGGGUAGUAUACAUGUUAAACAUCAAAACAUAUGGUUGAAUUUGAAUAUAUAAUUACAUUAUUUGAUUACUGAAAUAUAUUUUUAACUAUGUAUGCUAAUGGGUUGAAUAUAAUAUGAAGGCUUGGUGAUAGUUAAUGAGUAAUGUUCACGUCAUGUUGUUCACCUACCUUAAAGUGUACACGUGUAGUUAUUUGCAUCCCAGUUCUUGCAUUGUGCUUUUAGAAUCUGAACCCAACCGAGUCUACGUAUUAGUAUGACGAGUUACGUCAUCAUGGCCAUUUGUAACUCGCUAUUUAAAAAAAAAAUUAUACAUACUAAGUUUAUGAUUAAUUGCUCACUGGGAUCAUAGUACUUUGUCACGAUAAUACUGGUUGGUUCUAAAAAUAUAUUCAUAUAUUUGGGAAUGUUAACUUUUGCCAGACUAUACCGGUAUUUCAAUUAAAAUAUGUGAAUGGUUUCAAUUACA